AUGAAAAGGUCUCUUCUAUCCCAUUUCUCACCUUUAAGAAUCGGACCCAUCAGAUAUCCGCCGAUCCGCUAUCAACUUUAUCUUCCAACAUGGUCUACUAGGAGUAGUACUAUCUCCUAUUCGACCAAGAUAUCUACAUAUUCCAUCUCAUCGAUAAACAUUCCCUUCCAAGGUCGUCAAAACGGAUCUUCUUCCUUUCUCGCUCAACGAACAAUACCGUUAUCAGCCAGACAUUCCAUAAGUCAAGGGAAAAGAUCAUUUCAUCCUUCUCAUAGAAAUCAAGACGUUUUCUUCAUCGCUUUUCCAGCUCUGAAAAGUGGUCUGUUGAGUUUAACAAGGUUUUCUUUACUGUUCUUACCUUUUAUCUUUCGAUACAAAUUAUGGAAACGUUACAGACGGACUUCGUACCUUCUUAUCCAGAUACCCGUAUUCGCCGUGUGUAUCGUCCUAGCUUUAGGUCUUGAUCAAUCUCCUCGGACUGGACGAUGGAGAUUGUUGCUUUUAUCAGAGGGAGAAGAGAUGGCUUGGUCUAGGCGGAAACACACAGAAGUCCUCAAUUCCGACGGUCGAUUUCUCCUUUCCCCCGCUGACCCUCAAUCCAAACGCGUAUCUCGAAUCACAUCCCGUUUAGUCACAGCACUAGAAGAACAAGAUCAUCAUGUCGUUUGCGGUGCCACCUGGCCUCCAAGAUCACAAGAGUUGGCUAGAGUGAUCAAUGAACGAGAUCAAGAAAAGAAGUACGAACCUAGUGGUACGGCACAUAGUAGUUUUAUGCCUUGGAGACCGGAUACUAGUAAUCCUUUGAAACGGUUAGAAAGUGCCGAUUGGAAUGUUUAUUUGGUGGAUCUGCCUCAAAUACAGGCUUUCGCUUUACCCAGUAAAGAUAUCUUCGUUUACACAGGUUUACUCAAUACGUUACCAGAAGACGACUCUAUGUUAGCUGCUGUUUUAGCUCAUGAAAUCGCUCAUGUGGCCGAAAGACACAGUGUUGAGAAUUUAGGGUUCCUUCAAGCUGCAGCAGUAGCAUUUGACGUCUUACGUGGUAUCUCUUUCGCCCUGACAAUCUCUUUUCCCAUUAUAACAGAUACGGCUGGGGUAUUCAUCAAUUGGUUGAAUGAUGUAGUUGCCACUAGAGCGUAUUCUAGAAAGUUGGAAGAAGAAGCUGAUUCUGUUGGAUUACAUCUCAUGGCUAGAGCAGGGUACGAUCCUCGUGGUGCAUUAGAUCUUUGGGAAUUAUUCCAAUGUGUCGAACGUGAUGCUCAAGCUGGUAAACCGUUAUCAGGGAUAGAAAAUCGUUUCGUAUUACUUCGUACUCAUCCCACCAGUGAAGAAAGAUGGAAAGCUUUGGAUAAAGAGAUGUCAGAGGCUGUGAAGAUGUGGGAAGAAAGAAGAAGGAAUAAAAUUGGAUCUUCUAAAUCUAUCGUUGAAACAGAUAAGGUGAUUGUAGAAUCUUAG
Tremella mesenterica DSM 1558 is the source of this 1455-nucleotide messenger RNA. RefSeq lists its product as uncharacterized. Gene Ontology annotation, cellular component: mitochondrial inner membrane. The transcript is spliced from 8 exons. Bases 1 to 1455 code for a protein of 484 amino acids. Gene Ontology annotation, molecular function: metalloendopeptidase activity. Lineage: Eukaryota; Fungi; Basidiomycota; Tremellomycetes; Tremellales; Tremellaceae. The record is from RefSeq and is a predicted model, not a curated record. Gene Ontology annotation, biological process: protein quality control for misfolded or incompletely synthesized proteins; mitochondrial protein processing.